AAGGAGAUAAUGGCAAUAACAUGGAAUUCCCAACAACAAACUUAUAUGAGCUUGAAGGACGUGUGUUCACAGAGACUUGGUCCAUUCCUUAUAAACGAGAGGAGUCCCUUGGAAAAUGUUUGAUAGCAGCAGCCAGAUUAGCAGAAGAAGGGCUAUGCGAUGCUGACGAGUCCUGCCAUCGCUUUAUGGAGAGAUGUCUUCCUGAAUGUUUCCAAAAGCUUUUGGCAAAUGGAGCUGUAAGACGAUGGGGACCAGAGAUUCAAGAGGGUGUUUUUAAUAUGUUGGAUUUGCUCACAAAUCUUGUAAUUGUGAGGCUCAAGCAUGGACCAGUUCCUGAGACACUGCUCAAAAAUACAUAUGCACUUGCCUUGGAUUCCGAAUGUGAAUGGAAUCAAAAAAACAAACACCGCCCGUCUGACCUUGUUGGAGAUAAAGCUUAUGCAGAAUCUACUUCACAGUUGGAAUCUUAUGGCUGGUUGAUAGACCUCAUUAAUAUUUUUGGAAAUAGAGGUGGUUUUGAACUUAUAGCUGAUCGCUUUGCCUCUCAAGAUCAGCUAGAUGCAGGACAGAUGGCAGCACUUCUACUUCCAAUUGGACAGUGUGCCAGGUUUUUAAUUAAAGGAAUUGUAUGUCCAAUUCUUCAGCCAGCAGUUACCCAAGCACUGAACUAUGUUGCAAAUUUAGAAGAAAAACAACUCAAAUGUCAGAAAAUUGGCUCCUGCUACGAGCUCUUAGAAGCUGUACGAAUGUUGUGUGUAUCCUUAUGGCCAGAUGAAGUGCAGUAUACAAAUGACUUGAGACUUAAAAUGAUUAUUAGAAUGCUGAAAACGCCACAUUUUUCUGCACGCAUGAAUGCUUUGAAGGAACUUGCCAGAUUGAUAGAGGAUAGUGAAAGGUCACGCAAUGCUGGUACUGAUGCAGAUUUAGUACAGGAAUGGAUGACCACAAAUAGUGUUCUUUCUCUUGCUCUAGAAGGAAACAUAGAUCAAGUACAAUAUACAGAUCGCAUGAAGGAGCUUGUGGAAUUCAUGGGGCCAAAGUUGCAAGAAGAGGAAUUGUCACGCAUUUGGCACAUGGCUGAACAAGCUGGUCCUCAUGUUGUAGAUAACAUUCAUCGUAUUAUGGCAGCUGCUGCAUCUCGAUUUAAUCCUCAUCAGUUUGAUCACCUUCUUAAAUUGAUCAGAAAAGUAAGCUGAUUUUUAAAAAAUUUU
Molecule: messenger RNA, 1211 nt
Organism: Macrobrachium nipponense
Lineage: Eukaryota; Metazoa; Arthropoda; Malacostraca; Decapoda; Palaemonidae
Product: ubiquitin carboxyl-terminal hydrolase 24-like
Exons: 7
Coding region: 21-1196 (391 amino acids)
Source: RefSeq, a predicted model, not a curated record